Mangifera indica (mango) is the source of this 1254-nucleotide messenger RNA. Its product is annotated as G-type lectin S-receptor-like serine/threonine-protein kinase LECRK2. The record is from RefSeq and is a predicted model, not a curated record. NCBI's taxonomy places the organism in Eukaryota, Viridiplantae, Streptophyta, Magnoliopsida, Sapindales, Anacardiaceae. Gene Ontology annotation, biological process: protein phosphorylation. The coding region runs from base 42 to 1211 and encodes 389 amino acids. The transcript has a single exon. Gene Ontology annotation, molecular function: ATP binding; protein kinase activity.
AAUUGCGAAGCUGCACUAUUUGGUAUGACUGGGCGUGCAGAAUGCAAAGGCUUCCUUUGAGAUUUUCUGGGAAAGAUCCCGACGGUGAUUUAUCAAAUAUCGUUCUUGUGAAGGUAGAAGUAACUUCAUCCUCCACUGUUGAGCUCCCAGAAAGCAAGAAAUAUCUUCCGGUGGAUAUGAUCAUAAUGGUCUGUUCUUUGUUUGUUGUUUUUAUAUUUGUUAUUUUGGCAAUCUUUGGUUUUGUCAUCUAUAGAUAUCAUAGCUGGUCAUCUAGGAGAAUUCUUGUCGAAGGGUUUUGCAAGGAUACCGCCCCCAUAUCAUUUAGUUUUGCACAGAUUGAAAAAAUGACCGAGGGUUUUAAGGAAGAGAUCGGUAAAGGAUCUUCAGGUACAGUUUAUAAAGGAACAAUGACGAAUUGCCAAAAGUUGGUAGCUGUCAAGAAAUUAAAGAAGGCAUUUGCUGAAGAGGAAAGAGAAUUCUUAACUGAGAUAAAGGUUAUUGGGAGAACCCAUCACAGGAAUCUAGUUCGUCUACUUGGAUAUUCCUGCGAUGGACCCAAGAAGGUGUUGGUAUAUGAGUACAUGAGCAAUGGUACUCUUGCUGAUCUUCUCUUCAAUCUAGAAAAGCAACCUAACUGGGUUGAAAGAAUGGGCAUGGCUCACGAUAUAGCAAGAGACAUUCUCUAUCUACACAAUGAGUGUGAAACUCAGAUCAUCCAUUGCGACAUCAAACCUCAAAACAUACUUAUGGAUGAGAAUAUGCGAGCAAAAAUUGCUGAUUUUGGACUAGCAAAGUUGAUGAAACCAGAACAAACAAAAACUUACACAGCAAUCAGAGGAACGAGGGGGUAUGUUGCACUAGAAUGGCAUCGAAAUAUACCUGUGACAGUGAAAGCAGAUGUUUACAGCUUUGGAGUUGUGUUAUUGCAGCUCAUAUGUCGUCGAAGAUGCAUGGACCAAAAUCUUCCAAAGGAUCAAGUUAUUCUUGAAGAUUGGGCUUACAAAUGUUUUGAGGCCGGGGAGUUGAGUCAACUAAUAGGUGAUGAAAACGUUGAUCUAAAACAAUUAGAGUGGAUCAUUAAAAUUGCACUUUGGUGUAUAAUUGAUGAGCCAUCCCUCUGUCCUUCAAUGCAGAAAGUUUUGCUUAUGUUGGAAGGGGCUGUGGAUAUCCCAUUGCCUCCUAAUCCUAUUUCUUGUCUCAGUACCAUCUAGGUCUGGUUUGAUUUUAUAUUUCUGAUUUCAAUAAACCUAUGUG